GGCGCGGCCGCUCCACCGGCUGGCUCUCUAGAGACCAACCCUGCGAAGCUGCACACAGCUUGUUUGCUGGAAAACAGUGAAUUGGGUCCGUCGGCCUCACCUUAGGGGUACCUGUGCGUCGGAGAAGGGAGGCCGCGCUGCAGCCUGAGGGCGGUUUUCCACGCGAAGUCGCGGAGCUGGAGACGCGCGGAGGCGUCGGGUUUCGCGCGGCGCCGCUCUAGCCGCGCGCGAGGACGCUGUGAGCCCCCCCUCCCCGCCCCCGCUGAAGCCUGUGGUUUCCCCCGCCGCUCCAGGUCGGUUUUUCCCGGCGACUCCAGUGUGACUUCCAAACUCCCGGGCUCUGGGCACACCUCGGAAUUUGCCCCCGCCUCCCGCCUGCUCCCCUCGGGCCCCAGGAAGUCGCGAGCGCCCCAGGGGUCGCCCGAGGAGUGGGCUCGGGACCGCGGGCAGCGCAGCUUGCAGGGGGGACGCCGCCGGCAGCGAUGAAGCCAUCUUGGCUGCAGUGUCGGAAAGUCACCGGCGCCGGGGGACUCGGGGGGUCCCUGCCCGCGUCCUCUCCCGCCCGGGGAGCCGGCCCGGCCCGCAGGGCGUACGUGGCCCCCGGCCCACGGGGCGCUCUCGGGGGCCGGGGCUGCCGGCCGCUGUCCUCGGGCGGCUGCGAGUACAAGACCCACUUCACGGCCUCGGUGGCCGACCCCGAGAGGUUCUGGGGCAAAGCCGCGGAGCAGAUCAGCUGGUACAAGCCCUGGACCAAAACGCUGGAGAACAGACAUUCGCCUUCCACCAGUUGGUUUGUGGAAGGGAUGCUUAACAUCUGUUACAAUGCCAUCGAUCGUCAUAUUGAAAAUGGUAAAGGAGAUAAGAUUGCUAUCAUUUAUGACAGUCCUGUUACAAAUACUAAAGCCACUAUUACCUAUAAAGAAGUCCUGGAGCAGGUCUCUAAGCUGGCUGGUGUUUUGGUCAAGCAUGAUGUCAAGAAGGGUGACACCGUGGUUAUCUACAUGCCCAUGAUCCCCCAGGCGAUGUACACCAUGCUGGCGUGUGCUAGGAUAGGAGCCAUCCAUAGUCUCAUAUUUGGGGGAUUUGCAUCCAGAGAACUAAGCAGUCGCAUUGAUCAUGCAAAGCCCAAGGUCGUUGUUACAGCAUCAUUUGGCAUUGAACCUGGAAGGAAGGUAGAAUACAUACCACUUCUAGAAGAAGCUCUGAGAAUAGGACAACACAAGCCAGAUAAAGUUCUCAUUUAUAAUCGUCCAAAUAUGGAGCCGGUUCCUUUGGCUCCAGGUCGUGACCUUGAUUGGGAUGAAGAGAUGGCAAAAGCACAGUCACAUGAUUGUGUUCCUGUUCUUUCCGAACAUCCACUGUAUAUUCUUUACACAUCUGGAACAACGGGGUUUCCAAAGGGUGUAGUGAGGCCCACUGGAGGAUACGCUGUAAUGCUUAACUGGUCAAUGUCUUCUAUAUAUGGACUUCAACCUGGAGAGGUGUGGUGGGCAGCUUCUGACUUAGGCUGGGUUGUCGGACAUUCCUAUAUCUGUUAUGGACCUCUUCUACACGGAAACACAACAGUUUUAUAUGAGGGGAAGCCUGUGGGAACACCAGAUGCUGGCGCUUAUUUCCGUGUGCUCGCGGAGCAUGGAGUAGCUGCCUUGUUUACAGCGCCAACUGCCAUUAGAGCAAUCCGUCAACAGGACCCUGGGGCAGCCUUGGGGAAGCAGUACUCUCUGACAAGGUUCAAAACAUUAUUUGUGGCUGGAGAACGAUGUGACGUGGAGACCCUGGAAUGGUCCAAAAAGGUCUUCAGAGUACCUGUCCUAGACCAUUGGUGGCAAACUGAGACCGGUUCCCCAAUUACAGCAUCAUGCAUUGGAUUAGGUAAUUCUAAAACACCUCCUCCGGGGCAAGCAGGAAAAAGUGUUCCAGGAUACAAUGUUAUGAUUUUGGAUGACAACAUGCAAAAACUGAAGGCUCGGUGUUUAGGAAACAUUGUGGUAAAGUUGCCAUUACCACCUGGAGCUUUUUCAGGACUCUGGAAGAAUCAGGAGGCAUUCAAGCAUUUAUACUUUGAAAAAUUUCCUGGAUACUAUGACACCAUGGAUGCUGGUUACAUGGAUGAAGAAGGUUACAUAUAUGUUAUGUCUCGAGUUGAUGACGUGAUAAAUGUUGCAGGUCACAGGAUUUCUGCAGGUGCCAUUGAAGAGUCUGUCCUUUCCCAUGGCACUGUGGCCGACUGCGCUGUUGUUGGCAAGGAAGACCCUUUGAAGGGUCAUGUCCCAUUAGCACUCUGCGUGCUGAAAAAAGAUAUAAAUAUAACAGAGGAACAAGUCUUAGAAGAAAUUGUGAAACAUGUUAGACAGAGCAUUGGCCCCGUGGCUGCUUUUCGAAAAGCGGUGUUUGUGAAACAGUUACCCAAAACCAGAUCUGGCAAAAUUCCCCGCUCAGCUCUGUAUGCCCUUGUCAAUGGCAAGCCAUAUAAGGUAUCUCCUACAAUUGAAGACCCCAGCAUUUUUGGGCACAUAGAAGAAAUGCUGAAGCAGGCAUUAUGACUUUUUUUUUUCUUUUUUGGUCACUUUUCUAAUUGGAGUUAGUUUUUGAAAUUAUUUCCCAGAAAUAAAUAUUUAAAUAGAAAUUACAUGCAAACUAAAAUGUAAAUUGUAGAGCUUGGUCUGAAAACAGUGCACGUGAAAACUAGUAAAAAGCCUUCUGUUUGAUUAGCCCAAUUAGCACUGUUACUGGUUACCUGUAACAUUGCUCAUUAUAGAUUUUCCAGAACUUUAAGAAAAAUAUAUCUGACAUAAUGAUUUAUAAAAAUUGUACCCCCCAAAAAAAACAUUUUAAUUGAAAGUGACACUAAUAUCGAGCCACUUGCUGAAAUUAGGACUCUACAGCUUUGACCCAAGACCUAAAACUCAAGUGAAGUCAGAAAACAAUUAUAAUUCUCUUAUAGAAAUUCUGAAUAUUUUCUAAUAUUCUUGAGAUGCCCACAUGCAUGGUUAUUUUAAAUGAAAUGGAUGAAAUGGGAAGUUUUAGGUAAUCAUCUAGACAUGAUUUUCUAGGUAGGAGAAUCUGUCUAGUCACAUAUUUCCUGAGGGAAGGCUGGGUACCAACCAAGUUACAGCUCUCUUCAAUCCUUUGUUACUUAGUCAAGGGAAAUCACAGGCUGGCAGAGAGCCUAGAGGUCAAUUAAUCCAAUCUCUUUGUCAUGGAGAUGAGGGCUCUUUGGAGCCCCUCCUCCUGUCUCAGGUUCUUAGUUGACUGUAUACUUCUUAAUGAUUCCAGCUUCUUUUGGAAACAAGGAAAUGUGUAGAAAUGGGGAAACUGGCAAGGAAAGCUCUUAAGGAAGAAAUGUAAACGUUUUUACAUUAGCUAAAAACCGGGAGGAGUUUUAAGAGAAACCAAAAAUCCAGAUUUUGUGUGAAAUCUCUAAUUUUUAAAUAGCUCACUAAAAAAAAAUUGUCAUAUCCAAAGCACAUCUUUCCAUUUAAACUUCUAUAAAACUAUUGAGCAUUAAAAAAAUAACUGAAAAUUAGUCUUUGUUAAUAAGCAUAUGAUAAUGUUUCAAUUAACCAGAGUAGGUAGAUAUAGAUAAUUACAUAUUUGGUUUCCUUAGGGUGCUACAUGAGAUCAGUUAUCAAAGAAUACAUUUAAACUCAAAAAAUACCAUACCCAUGUCUUUGACGGUUCUUAAAGUAUUCCUCAGUCCAUCAGGAACAUUAUUUUUAAGAGCAACUGUCUUAACAUAUAGUCUGGUAACAUAUCAUGAAAUAUAUAUGAGAGAUAAUAGACAAGAGCUUAUUGUUUGUUUCAUAAAAAUUGCUUACAACUUGUAUAAAGACAUUCUGAAAAUGUUAGGAUUUUUUGGACUGUAGCCUAUAAA
This is a messenger RNA of Mesoplodon densirostris (Blainville's beaked whale), 3874 nucleotides long. RefSeq names its product acyl-CoA synthetase short chain family member 3 (gene ACSS3). NCBI's taxonomy places the organism in Eukaryota, Metazoa, Chordata, Mammalia, Artiodactyla, Ziphiidae. The coding region runs from base 483 to 2543 and encodes 686 amino acids. The record is from RefSeq and is a predicted model, not a curated record. The transcript is spliced from 16 exons.